UGUAAAAGUUGCAAUAUUAGUUAUUAAAAUGGAGCCGAUGACACUUGGAAGUCCUACACACUCGCCCUCAGGUAGCCCGAAUGUGGGAUAUCUGCCACCUUUUUUGUUAGGGGAAAUUAAUCCUCCUACUACACCCAGAACCAACAGCCUGUCUCCAACAAAAGGUCGGAAUCUCGCAUUUGGUUCACCCACAAGCCCUACACAAACCUCCACACCAGACCAGAAGCAUUUCCGUCAGAACCUCUCCAUGCACCAGCAGGCCCUGUACAACCAGCAAAACAUGUUUGCCAAUGCUCCCACAUCACCGAACGCAUCAUACAAUCCAAACAUGUCAUACAACCCACCCAAUAUGUCUUACAACAACAGUAAAACCACAGGACCACCUAUAGAAGACUUAUUUGACACAAUUAAGAGUAAUGAACCAUCCGUAAACAAGUCUCUCUUCCAAGAGCAAAGCUUCUACAAUAACUCAGUGUUGCAAAAUUCUUACAUGAACAAUAUGAAUGGGUCUAGCAUGAACCCGGCAGCGUGGGACGGGAGUCAGGAGCAGGAGGAGUACUGGGUGACAGUGUUUGGGUUCCCGCCUAAUGCUGCAAAUACAGUAUUAGCGAGAUUUAGCAACUGUGGUGCUAUUUUAGACAAGCAAUAUCCAACGCAAGGCAACUGGGCGCAUGUGCGAUAUGCGACGCGAGCUGAGAAGGAGCGCGCCAUGUCGCUGAGCGGGCGCCAAGUGUUACCCGGAGUCAUGGUCGGUGUGGCCGAGUGUCGCGAGCCGCCGAGACAACCUACCAGUCCUCAAGUCGCUAGACAAACCCAAGGCGCCCGCUCUCUGUGCCCGACGCCCGUGCCGUCGGCACCGGUACCACAGCGCUCCAACGGGCUCAUCUCUAAAGCCCUAGACUAUGUACUGGGCUGGUGACAUCUGGACGCUGUCAGCCGACUCAAGAUUAUGAUAGACUAUGAACUGUGGACUUAAAACGGUCACGUAACGUCCAUAAUAAUACCCACUCCCUAAAGCUCCAUGAAAGGGGAAAUCUCCCUAUAAAAGUCCCUAUAUCCUCUUUAGAUAUGCAAUUCUAAUUGAUUUUUUUAUCAUUUCUGCCAAUAAGUGAAAUGGAACAGUUCAAGGCUAAUAGCACAGUAUAAGGACGACUCAGUAGUUCUCUCCGGCAGUGGCGAAGCGAAAGGUACCUACUGCGUUCGAAAGCACGUGGUUGAACAAAAUUGCUAUAAAUGUUACUUGACAUGGUCCAAAGUAAGAUGUUGUUAUCUAAUAUUAUUAAGUAUUAUUAAUGUGGUAUUAGUGUAAUAAUACCACAUUACAUCAGUCAGAAAACAAACAAUCUCAUUAUGCAUGUAAGUGACCGUCCACACCAGAGCGUUGCAUGUCUCGGGGCGCGCAACGGACGUCCGCGCCACGCCGCCUCAGUGUAA
Leguminivora glycinivorella is the source of this 1434-nucleotide messenger RNA. It is a transcript of the gene Nup35, whose product is annotated as nucleoporin Nup35-like. Gene Ontology annotation, biological process: regulation of DNA-templated transcription; NLS-bearing protein import into nucleus; nuclear pore organization. Lineage: Eukaryota; Metazoa; Arthropoda; Insecta; Lepidoptera; Tortricidae. Bases 29 to 919 code for a protein of 296 amino acids. Gene Ontology annotation, molecular function: single-stranded DNA binding; structural constituent of nuclear pore; phospholipid binding. The record is from RefSeq and is a predicted model, not a curated record. Gene Ontology annotation, cellular component: nuclear pore nuclear basket; nuclear membrane; nuclear pore central transport channel. The transcript has 4 exons.